Molecule: messenger RNA, 3368 nt
Organism: Lindgomyces ingoldianus
Lineage: Eukaryota; Fungi; Ascomycota; Dothideomycetes; Pleosporales; Lindgomycetaceae
Product: TPR-like protein
Exons: 3
Coding region: 166-3207 (1013 amino acids)
Cellular component (GO): kinesin complex
Molecular function (GO): protein binding
Source: RefSeq, a predicted model, not a curated record
CUAGCCUUCAAGGCGAGGAUGAAUUACUACACUCUCUGCCAUGUCGGCAUACAGUAGGGCUCUGCCCAAUAGUGUUUGCAUCCUUGCCACUCUUUUGCGAGAUUUUCACUUCUCGAUAUCUGUACUUCUCCUCGGGCUAGGAGACAAGCCACAUUCUGCAAUUAAAUGGCUGAAGCUCUAGCAGUAGUCGGCAUUGUCGCCAACAUAGUCCAGCUCGUUGACUUCGGCUCCCGGGUUCUGAAACGCCUUGAAGAAUAUCAGUCCAGUCUCGCAGAGAUUCCGGAAGCGUUCCGCCACCUCAAAGCUGAGCUGCCCAUGCUGCUAGAUGCCCUCCAGCAGACAAAGGCAGGGAUUGAUGCCGGGUCUAUGCAAGAUGAAACUAAAAAGGCCCUUGUCCCUGCUGUUGAAGGGUGUGGAGUACAAAUAAAGGCGCUAAAUGAAGUAAUCGCGAAAGCGCUGCCCGCAUCGGGUGACUCUUGGGCCAGACGAGGCGGGAAGGCAAUUGGAAGCCUUCGGUACGACGCAAAGGUGCAGAAGAUAACAGCCAUAAUUCGAGGGUACAUCCAGACCCUGACAUACCAUGCCGCUAUCUCCCUAAGACCCUUAGCAGUUCCUCAAUCUCAUCCCGCCCCUUGCUCCACUACUCCUUUCCAGCGUGAUCCACACUUUGUAGAUCGCAGCAUCCUUGCGGAAAUUGAUUUUAAGAACCGCCAGUCUACGUCUAGAUUAGCGCUUGUUGGCCUUGGUGGUGUUGGGAAGUCCCAGAUUGCCAUCGAGUACUCCUACCGGGUACGAGACAAGUCGCAGGAUACAUGGGUGUUCUGGGUGCAUGCAGACACGCAAGCGAGGUUUGAGGAGGGCUACCGGAGAAUUGCUGAGACGGUGAAGGUAGAAGGCUGGGAUAACCCUAAAGCAGAUGUUCUGCGGCUUGUUCGCAGUUGGAUGUGUGAUGGAUCGAACAGGCAGUGGGUACUGGUUGUGGACAAUGCGGAUGAUUUGGGUGUCUUCUUCCAUAACAGGUCGCAAACUCGUGGAGCAGACAGCCUAGAUCGAUCAGUAGAGCUGCUCUCAGACUUCUUACCGCAGUCGCCGAACGGAUUGAUCCUUAUUACCUCUCGGAGCCAAGAUGUAGCAUACAGACUGACGGGAAGCUAUGCCUCCAUCAUGAAAGUUCAGCCAAUGGACUGGGACGAAGCGCUAACUCUUCUCCAGAAGAAGCUCAGUCCUAACACCGACCAACAUAACGCUAUCAAACUGCUACAAGCUCUUGACUACAUGCCCCUUGCCAUUACGCAGGCAGCGGCUUAUAUUGAACAAAGAGCACCACGGAUGACCAUCUCGCGAUACCUAGAUGUGGUUUGCAGAAGCGACUAUGACCGAGCCCGUCUGCUAAAGAAGGACGUGGGAGACAGUCGCAGGGACGGUAGAGCAUCUAACUCCAUUAUCACAACCUGGCAGAUCUCGUUCGAAUAUAUCCGGAAGGAGAUGCCCACAGCCGCUCGACUCCUCUCACUAAUGAGUCUUUUUGACAGGCAAGGGAUCCCAGAUUCGCUUCUGCACAAUCAAUACCAGCAAGACAAGGAUGAGGAAGCCGACUUUGAAGAAGAUAUCCAUACUCUGACCAGCUAUUCCCUGGUUGGGAUGAAUGCGGAUGGACGCGAGUUUAAAAUGCACCGGCUGGUGCAGUUCUCGAUGAAGAAGUGGCUGGAGUUAAACCAGGAGCUAGAGCAGUGGAAAGAGGAGUAUGUGAGGCUUAUGGAUAACAGUUACCCAGUGGGAAAGCACAAAAACUGGGCAUUGUGUCAAGCCCUGUUUCCACACGCUCAAGCAGCGGUAGGGUGCCGGCCGACCAGUACAAAGGCGCUAGAGGAGUGGGCAUCGGUGCUUUUCAAGGCUGCGUGGUAUGCCGGCGAAAUCGGACAAUACAACGUGGCAAAGGAGAUGGGUGCCAGUGCUUUACAGGCGAGAGAGGCUACCCUAGGAGCUGAGCACCCAGACACGCUAAAUAGCAUCAACGGUCUUGGUGUAAUAUUAUCACGGCAAGGCAAGUAUAAAGAAGCCCAGGCAAUGAAUAGGCGAGCGCUGGGGGGAUGUGAGAAGACGCUGGGGAAAGAGCACCCGGACACGCUGACUUGCGUGAGUAACCUGGCUUUGGUGCUGCAGCAUGAAGGGAAGUACGAAGCAGCGGAGGAGAUGAACCGGCGAGCGCUGGAAGGAAGAGAGAAGACAGUGGGGAAAGAGCACCCGGACACCCUGAUUAGCGUGAAUAACCUGGCUUUGGUGCUGCAGCAUCAAGGGAAGUACGAAGCGGCAGAGAAGAUGAGCCGGCAAGUGCUGGAGGGAAGGGAGAAGACGCUGGGGAAAGAGCACCCUUCCACGCUAACCAGCGUGAGCAACGUGGCUGCGGUGCUGCGGUGUCAAGGAAAGUACGAUGCUGCAGAGGAGAUGAGCCGGCGAGUGUUGGAGGGAAGAGAGAAGACGGUGGGGAAAGAGCACCCUUCCACGCUGACCAGCGUGAGUAACCUGGCUUUGGUGCUGCAGCAUCAAGGGAAGUACGAAGUAGCAGAGGAGAUGAACCAGCGAGUGCUGGAAGGAAGAGAGAAAACGCUGGGGAAAGAGCACCCAGACACGCUGACUAGCGUGAGUAACCUGGCCUUUGUGUUGCAGCAUCAAGGGAGGUACGAAGUGGCGGAGGAAAUGAGCCGGCGAGCGCUAGAAGGAAGAGAGAAGAUGAUGGGGAAAGAGCACCCUUCCACGCUGACCAGCGUGAGCAACGUGGCUUCGGUGCUGCAGUAUCAAGGAAAGUAUGAAGCGGCAGAGGAGAUGAGCCGGCAAGCGCUGGAGGGAAGAGAGAAGACGCUGGGGAAAGAGCACCCUUCCACGCUGACCAGCGUGAGCAACGUGGCUUCGGUGCUGCAGUAUCAAGGAAAGUACGAAGCCGCAGAGGAGAUGAGCCGGCGAGCACUAGAAGGAAGAGAGAAGACGCUAGGGAAAGAGCACCCGGAUACGCUGACUAGCGUAUCCUGGUUGGCUUUUCUCUAUCAUGAACAGCAAAAAUACGAAGCAGCUUCGGUCUUAUAUCAAAGAGCAAGCAGCGGGUUCGACCAUGUGCUUGGCUCAGAGCAUCCUAUCACUGUCUCGUGCGCUAGACUUUAUUCGUGUCUAAAGCAGGAAAUGCUGGAGGAUGCGGGGAAUGUGGGAAAGUAAUGCUGUAAAAUUGGAAAGAUACGGCUAAAAUGAAAGGCGACCUCUUUCUACUAAAUGCUAUACAGGGCACGCGAAAUGUUAAAAUGAGACUUUUAUCAGUCGAUGCAAAGCAUUGAUGGAUCUACAGCGAAGUUGACUUGGAUAAGUUGUAGCCUAGAUUU